AUGUCUUGGAAUGAUUUCAUCCAUACAACUAGGAAUAUUAUUUCAAAAUCACCAAAUAAAACAAGAUAUGUUAUAAAAUUACAUAGGCCAUCUGAAACAAUUAUACUGAAAGUUACUGAUAGUAAAAAUAGUAUAAUGUAUAGAUUAAGUAAAAGUGACAACUUAAAAAAAUUAGAAGAAUUAAAUUCUCUUUUUUUAAUAUGGGGAACGAGUGAAAAUCAGAAUGAAACAUUACCAUUAAAACUUAAUAAAACCAUAGAUAAAGCGUCUAAUGAUCAAAAAGUGAAAAAAGUUAAAUAA
This is a messenger RNA of Plasmodium gallinaceum, 300 nucleotides long. RefSeq names its product signal recognition particle SRP9, putative. The record is from RefSeq and is a predicted model, not a curated record. Gene Ontology annotation, molecular function: 7S RNA binding. Gene Ontology annotation, cellular component: signal recognition particle, endoplasmic reticulum targeting. The transcript has 4 exons. Lineage: Eukaryota; Apicomplexa; Aconoidasida; Haemosporida; Plasmodiidae. Gene Ontology annotation, biological process: SRP-dependent cotranslational protein targeting to membrane. The coding region runs from base 1 to 300 and encodes 99 amino acids.